Molecule: messenger RNA, 2098 nt
Organism: Athene cunicularia (burrowing owl)
Lineage: Eukaryota; Metazoa; Chordata; Aves; Strigiformes; Strigidae
Gene: CHST14
Product: carbohydrate sulfotransferase 14
Exons: 1
Coding region: 10-990 (326 amino acids)
Biological process (GO): carbohydrate biosynthetic process; dermatan sulfate proteoglycan metabolic process
Cellular component (GO): membrane
Molecular function (GO): sulfotransferase activity
Source: RefSeq, a predicted model, not a curated record
CUGCCCUCCAUGCUGAUGUUCGGCGUGAUCCUGGCCUCCAGCGGGCUGCUCCUCAUGAUCGAGAAGGGCAUCCUGGCCGAGGUGAAGCCGCUGCCGCUGCACCCGGCGGCGGGGGAGCUCUCCCGGCGAGGCGGCGGCGGUGAGGGGGGCCCCGGCGACCUGGAAUCCGAGGUGCUGCGGGACAUCCGCAACCGGACGAUCCGCGCCGUCUGCGGGCAGCCGGCCAUGCCCCGCAGCGUCUGGGAGCUGCCGGCCGGGCAGCGGCGGACGGUCCUCCGGCACCUCCUGGUCAGCGACAAGUACCGCUUCUUGUACUGCUACGUGCCCAAGGUGGCCUGCUCCAACUGGAAGCGCAUCCUGAAGGUGCUGGACGGGGCGCUGGAGAGCGUCGACGUCAAGCUGAAGAUGGACCACAAGAGCGACCUGGUGUUCCUGGGGGACAUGAAGCCAGACGAGAUCAGCUACCGCCUGAAGAACUACUACAAGUUCAUCUUCGUGCGGAACCCGGUGGAGAGGCUGCUCUCGGCCUACCGCAAUAAGUUUGGGGAGAUUAAGGAGUAUCAGCAGAAGUACGGGGUGGAGAUCAUCAGGCGGUACCGGAAGAACGGGGGGAGUUCGGCCGGUGACGACGUGACCUUCUCUGAAUUUCUCCGGUACCUGCUGGACGAGGAGGUGGAGAGGAUGAACGAGCACUGGAUGCCCAUCUACAACCUCUGCCAGCCCUGCGCCGUCAGGUACGACUUCAUCGGCUCCUACGAGCGCCUGAACGCCGACGCCGACUACGUCCUCGAGCGAGUCCAGUCGCCCUCCUUCAUCCGCUUCCCCGAACGGCAGUCCUGGUACAAGCCCGUGACGGCAGAAACGCUCCAUUACUACCUGUGCAACACCCAACGCCGGCUGAUAAAAGAGCUGUUACAAAAAUACAUCCUAGAUUUCACCCUCUUUGCCUACCCCCUUCCCAACAUAACCAGCGAAUUCUGCAGGCAGUGAGUUGUUCAUGUCGGGUUCUGGUGUGAAUUCUGCCUACGCUGCAAGGAUUUGCUCAUGCAGCCGUUGCUGCGAACAACACGUUGCUGCAGGGCCUGUGAAACACGCUCUUCUAUGCAUUAUUUCCUAAUUUUAUACUUCUCAGACUCUGUUUUAUAUAAAAUAUUAUAUAUUGCCUUUGCUACUAGAAUACUUUUUGUAUUGUUUUGAUUUUAAUGUGUACAUAUGCCGCUGACUUGAGCACAGUAGCUUUUGUAUAUCUAUUUUGCUUUAAAUUCUUUGUUAUGGCACAAUAUGGAAAACAUCCAUAAGGAAAUUGAGAAACAUAUAUUUUGAGUAUUUUUUCCUCCUUUUUUGUGUUUUGUACUAAAUAGUAAUAGCAAUCAUAAUAUAGCAGUUGAUGUGCUAUUAACAAUAUAGUGGUUGAUGCGCUAAAAAUUAGCGGUGUUAAAACUGGUGCUGGAUUAGGCAGGAGUUAUUUUUUGGGGUAUGAGUAGAAGAAAAGGUUUUUAUAAACUAGGCCCUAUUUAUCGUUUAUUUUCUCAUCUGUAGAUGGCGGUUAAAUGAGGUUGGUCUUUUUUUCUGUUAACAGUAGCAAGUCUUGUUUUUAUUACUAUUAUUAAUUAUUAUUAUUUACCGUUGAAAUAAAACUAGUGAUAGGAUAAUAUUCACUUUUGUGUGAUUUUAAGAUUCAAAAGUACCAACUAUUUACCCAGCAUACCAUAUCAGGUGCAAUAUCAAGCCAUAACCCUUUGCUCUUCUCUCUCUUUCUCUCUGGAUUAAAGCAAUACAGACUCUGGAAAGACCAAAACCCAGACUGGUUCCUGUGAUGGAAAGCACCAAAACCCCAUCGCAUGCCAGGGCAGCUCACAGCCUCCGUGGGUGUCUGUGUGCCCACACGCAUGCAAACCACCGUGGAAAAUUACUUUCUCCAUGUUUUGAACCAAUGGUGACUUGAGGAUUAGUUCUCCCUUUUUAUAUAGAUGUGCACACCAUUUUUAUAGCUACUUGUAUUUAAUUACGGCUGAUAAAUUGUAAAAGUUUGGGAGAUAAUGUUGGAUGUUGUUCCUGGGAGGCUGUGUCCUCGUUCCUAAUAAAGUUUUUAUAUGAA